UCUAAUCACCUCACCUCCGUUCAGCUCGUCGUAUCGUCUCUAGCCGAACCUGUGCAGCUCCGCGACGGCGAGGAAGCAUGGCUCACGGCCUUACCUGCAGCAGCUAUCCCGCCUUCUUCUCGCGCCUCCCACCUCUCCGGGAAUCUCCCAGACGACAUGCUGUUGUACAAUGUGGCACCUCAUUGAGCACGACAAGAGUAUCUGAAACUGAAGCUUCACCAGCCGAAUCUUCAACAGUUGUUCAAGGUGGUACCGCCCCUCUGGUUCACGCACUGCAAUCAACUGCCAGUCAAGAUGUUUCCUGCUUUCACUUCCCAGGACACAAUAGAGGAAAAUCUGCUCCUACUUCCUUGUCGAAACUCAUUGGCUCGGGGGCAUUUUUACAUGACUUACCCGAGCUACCUGAGCUCGAUGAUCUCUUCUCCCCGAAAGGUGUGAUUUUAGAUGCUCAGAGGCGAGCAGCUGAACUCUUUGGAUCAUUUAAAACAUGGUUCCUUGUCAAUGGAACUACCUGUGGGAUCCAGGCCUCAGUGAUGGCUACCUGCUCUCCCGGUGACUACCUCAUUUUACCGAGAAACUGCCACAUUUCAGUGGUCUCUGCACUGGUCUUGUCUGGUGCAGUGCCUAAAUACAUAAUACCAGAGUAUAAUUCUGGGUGGGACAUUGCUGGUGGUAUCACCCCGUUGCAGGUGGAUAAAGCAGUAAAGGAGUUGGAGGAGGAUGGAAAGAAGAUAGGCGCUGUUCUUGUUACUUCACCAACCUACCAUGGCAUAUGCAGCAAUGUGCAAGGUAUUGUCUGUGUUUGUCACAUGCGAGGCAUUCCGGUUAUAGUUGACGAAGCACAUGGUGCGCAUUUCAGGUUCCAUGACAAUUUGCCAAGCACUGCAAUUGAGCAAGGUGCUGACCUGGCUGUGCAAUCCACGCACAAGGUCCUGUGCUCCCUUACACAGUCCUCAAUGCUUCACUUGGCUGGAGAUCUUGUGGAUGUUGAUAAAGUAAGCCAGUGCCUCCAAGUCCUCCAGAGCUCGAGCCCGAGUUACCUCCUACUGUCGUCUUUAGAUGCUGCAAGAGCUCAGUUGAGUGAGAAUAAACACAUAUUUGAUGAACCGUUAGCUAUAGCAUCAAAAACGAAAGACAGGCUGAGGAUAAUCCCAGGGAUAUCUGUUCUAGACUUGACAUGCUUUGCUUCUGAUUUCCCUGCUAUUGAUCCAUUCCGUAUCACUCUUAGCACUUCAGAUCUACAUUUAUCAGGAUACGAGGCUGAUGACAUUUUGUAUGAAGAUCAUCAGAUCGUAUCCGAGCUUGUUGGCACACAGGCAGUGACAUUUGCAGUCAACUUAGGAACCAGAUUGCAAGAUCUUCAGAAGCUCGUACAGUGCACAAAGCGUCUGUCCGAAAAAUAUUUCUUUGCCAAUAGAUCCACUUUUAGAAAAGAAAAUCAUGUUUGUAGCCCAUUAGAGAAGAUCUCUGUGCAUCUGACUCCAAGAGAGGCCUUCUUUACAAAGAAGAGGAAAGUGAGAAUUGAGGACAGCCUUGGCGAAAUUUGUGGUGAGUUAAUCUGCCCUUACCCACCGGGCAUCCCGGUGCUGAUCCCGGGUGAGGUAGUAACACAGGAUUCGCUAUCUUACUUGAUAAAUUUCAGAAACCAAGGCAUGAGAAUCAGUGGAGCAGCUGAUGCUGAGCUCAACUUCAUUCUUGUAUGCAACUUGUGAUGAAUGUUCUGAUGUUUCAAGAGACUAUGUAGAAGAGAUAUUUCGAUAACUCACAGACAUAUGCUGAUGCCACGAGAGAUCAGAAUUGUAGUUCAGACCCAGUCCAGAGCACAACUGGCUGUUUGUUUGAUGGAUUUGGGCAACAGUCAUGUAAAACAAUGGCUGACCACUUGGCCAAUUAAUUAGGCAGCAUUUUGUCCUGUGAAGAUCAUAUGAAUAGGGUCAAGCUGCAACAUGGGGCCAAAAUAUGAAUAGGGUCUAUGGCAUGUGAUUGGUUGUAAGUUUGAAGUAUGAAGCGUGAACUGCUUUAGAGGCAACCUCUCCAUCUGAAGUGCCUUGGAAUGUUUCCCCUUUGGUUAUCUUCAGAAUGGAAGGCUCAGUCUGAAAUGACUGUCAGCUCAAGCAUCAGAUGCAAGUUUGCACCUUCAUGGUUCUCCGAGAGCAGGUUGCAAGGCUGCUCCAGCAAGUACUCACUAGCUGCUCUUAUAACAACGGAGCAUCACAUCAAAGAUGUGUUUCUUUGCAUGGACUGAUUAAGAAACCCUGCGGUUGACUAAUUUGUCCGAAAACCUAAAAUGGAAUUAAAUUGCUAAACAUAAGCUGGUACUGACUAUCGCAUCUUGUUAAUCCCUGGUUGGUGAGAUUAAUCAAUUACUUAAUUAAGGAGAACAUCAAGCCAAGGCUGCACAGUGGUCUAUUAUUGCCAUUGUCAUUUUCUUGACGUGAUAAGCAACCAAAAAAGGGGAGUUGCUUUACCCUGCACCAUCACCAUGUACAUACAUGCGUAUGAAUUGGUUGUCACCUUUAUCUAGAAUUGUUGUUACGUGUACCAGCAUUAGUGAAUUAUUAAUCCAUCUU
Phragmites australis (common reed) is the source of this 2570-nucleotide messenger RNA. RefSeq lists its product as uncharacterized. The transcript is spliced from 4 exons. The coding region runs from base 78 to 1712 and encodes 544 amino acids. Gene Ontology annotation, molecular function: catalytic activity. NCBI's taxonomy places the organism in Eukaryota, Viridiplantae, Streptophyta, Magnoliopsida, Poales, Poaceae. The record is from RefSeq and is a predicted model, not a curated record.